Messenger RNA from Aspergillus ruber CBS 135680, 648 nucleotides. RefSeq lists its product as uncharacterized. The record is from RefSeq and is a predicted model, not a curated record. The transcript has a single exon. Lineage: Eukaryota; Fungi; Ascomycota; Eurotiomycetes; Eurotiales; Aspergillaceae. Bases 187 to 525 code for a protein of 112 amino acids.
GGGUGGUGGUGUGUGGUUUAUAUGCCCGGGGAAGAGAAGGCCGGAGGGCAGCCAUGGAUCAAUCACUCUGGAUUAUUUGAUUGCGAUUCACUUUGACCCAUGAUUCCUGGCUUAGAAGAGGGUCUCUUGUUUCGAAUUCUUUAUUCUUGCCGCUAUCAUCGCUGAUUGGGCUGUUAUUCAGUCCGAAUGCACCGGAGGGCGUUCAUAUCGUUGAUCUUCAACACUCCUAGCGCUCACGCCAGCACAUUCAUCACCAACAGUAUCCUAUACUCAACAAGCAAGCAUGCACUCCCCUUUUGCCAUCAUUCUCGCAAACAACUCUGCAGAAAAGAGGGGUGUGCCUCCUUGUCCCAAAUCCUCGCCGGACUGACAAUCCGUACCAAACUUGCGCAUUCCCGGCACAGCCGCUCAUUGGCAAAAAAAAGCACCCGCCGUGGAGCCAAAAACCGGCCAGAACAGAAAGAAUUGUCAGUGUUCCAUUGGAAAUGCAGUGGAAUCCUUUUGGCAGCCAAUGGUUUCUAUUGAAAAAAGGCCCACUGGCCAGGAACACACAAUGUAGUAACCGAGGGGCACUUCCAUUACAGUUAGGGUUGUAUCACAGGUACUUAUACAUAGUACCAAGAAAAAACAGUAAAGAAAGGCCCAAAA